AUUUAUUUUUCAGUAAUGGCGCUUGGAAUUCUGCUCCGCAUUGAUUGCGUAGUGGCGGCUAUGAAUCCUCUUAGCGCCACGUGUUUGGUUUCUACUGGUAGGAGUGCCUCGUUUCCGGUGAGUGUCUUUUCAGUUUUCCCGCACUUUCCAAGGCAGAAACGUUUGAUCUCUUUUGGUUUUUCCUUUUUCCAUUUCUCCAUUGUCUGUGCAGUUGUUCUCUCCUACGCGUAUUUUGCUCCUCAACUCCUCAGUUUUCUUCCUAACUUCCAGGUACGCCCACCCCAUUUUACGCUUUUCUUUCCUUUUCAGUUUUCCCUUGUAUUUGUGUCGCUUGAAUUCUUUUUCCUUUUCUGUACUGGUUUCUCCUCUCACUGAGUGGUGGGGUUAGUUCUUUUUCUUUUUCUCUCCUUUAAUGGUGGACACCUUCGAAGUUAGGCGUAGCUUCCCUUCCGUAGCCUUUCUCCUUGCCCGCCUAGGUUCCUUGGUAGAGCUGUCUGGUGACCUAUUGGGUGCGCCUUCCCUCGCCGGUUCGUAUCCUGUGGUGGAGGAAUUUGUUAAUAGGGGUUCUGGGUUAGGUUCGGCGUUGGGUGUUUUAUACCCCCUUCUGUUGGAGUCUCAGGCUUGGUUUCGGUCUAUCAGAGGGCAACUAAGAGGGGAAAAUAUGGGUUUAGAGGAAGGGUUAGGUGAUCUAGAGGGGGGCUCGUCCUCAAAUGUGGUUGAGGAAGAGACCGGGAUCGUCGCUAUAACCACCACUCCUUCCCGUGUUCCUUCGUCCUCCCAUUCCCCUGUUCCGGCGACGGCCCGUCGAUUUCAUGCCUUGAAGGAAAAUUGCUCCUUAAAAGUUGAGGUUUUUAGUAAGUUUAAGGACAGAUUUCAAUUUCCAGAGGGAACUAAGGCUCGUCUACCCAGGAAGGGCGAAAAAGCUUGUGCCUUUGCCCACGGAGAGGUUUGCUUUUACGAGGCAGCUUUUUCGUGUGGCCUCCGAUUCCCCGUCCAUCCAUUCAUAAUGGAGCUUCUUUACCAUUUUAACCUUGCACCGGGGCAAAUUAUGCCUAACUCUUGGAGAAUAGUGAUUAGCUGCAUGGUGAUCUGGACGACCAUUGCUGACGGGGAUAUGAUCUCAGUUAAUGAGUUUGUCUACUUGUAUCGUCUGAAAGAGUCCAGGGAGUUUGGGUACUACGAGUUCGUCCCUUGGUCUAGGAAGGCCCGUCUGGUAGCUGACCUUCCGUCGUCCUUUCGCUACUGGAAGUCAAGAUACUUCUUUGUAUCUGGGGACGGUUGGGAGACGCUGCCCGACGAUCUGUGGGGGAAUGUUCCUAGGUUGCUGCGACGAUGGGAGACCCCGUUGAUUGUGAAAGACCGUCCGGAGCUAGAGGCCAGGUUUGCCAAGCGAGUGCAGGCUGCUCUUGAAUACGCCAGGACGAUAGAAGAUUUUGGAGAGCUGAUUGAUCCGCGAACCUUGGCUCGUCACUGCCUGGGGCCAGAACCUUCACUUUACGUCCUCAAAAUGACGUCAAAAUUCAACAAGGAGAUGUAUGCUAAAAUCAAGGGCAAAAAGAAUGAGCCCCUUUCCAGCAUAGGCCAGAAGCGGCUGAGGAUCACGGACAGGGAGAAGGAGAAAGAGGUAGUGGAGAGAGGGUCGUCCACACCUACCCUUGAUCUGGACGAAGGUCUGCUUGCAUCUCCUGGAGUUUCAAUCGAGGAGGUUGCUCGUCCCUCGAAGAAGCAGAAAGCUGCUAGCAAGGGAAAAGGGAAAGCUGAUGCCAGCGUCUGGUCAGAUGCAGGGACGGCCAUGGACCGUGCUACCGAGCUCUUUACCCCUGCUGAGAUGAGGGAAGUUACGAGCAUUCCUUCACACGAGAUGGUGAGCCGCCACGUCCACAAACUCGUGCAGGUGUUGGGGGAGACCAUGCACAUCACCACUCAGUACCUGGCAAAUGAGGAGAAGGCCGUCGUGGCCAACUCGAAGGUAGACGCUUUGGAGGCUGAAGCUUCUGGUUUGCGCAAGGACUUGAUCACAACUAUGGACUCUCUCAACGCUUCUAAGGAGCAAGUCCGCGUGCUGACGGAGCAGCUGGAUUCUGAGAGACAAACCGUGAAGCAAAAGGACGAACUUCUAGCGACGGCUGCUCAGAAGAUGAAGGUUGCGGUAGCCAAAGCCGUCACUGCCUUCCAAUCCUCUGAAGAAUACAACACCCUUCUCUUCCAGUGGUACUUUAAAGGGUUCGAGCUGCUGCGAAGGUAUCUCGUCAAGCAUGGUCCUGUCGUGAGUCUUGACGAUCUGGACUUUGAAGCUGUUGACAAGGAGAUUGAGGAGGACGAGGCGGCUCAAACAGGAGUGUCCACCGGCGUUGAACCACCUCAGGCUACUCAGGACGAUGAAAUUCCCCCUUCAGCCUAG
Messenger RNA from Quercus robur (English oak), 2401 nucleotides. RefSeq lists its product as uncharacterized. The transcript is spliced from 4 exons. The record is from RefSeq and is a predicted model, not a curated record. Lineage: Eukaryota; Viridiplantae; Streptophyta; Magnoliopsida; Fagales; Fagaceae. The coding region runs from base 413 to 2401 and encodes 662 amino acids.